CUGGCGGCCGCCCCGCUGCCCGGCGGGGACGAGGCGCUCUGCGCCCUGGCCGGCAGCGACGGGCGCCUCCUCCUCUUCGUCCUGAGCAGCCCCGGGACCGCCGCCUCGCUCAGGCUGUUCGAGGGGGCCGUGCUCGGCCUGAGCUGGACCCCCCGCCCCGGCCUGCCCUCCGCCACCGCUGCCGCCCUCCUGGCCUCCGGUCCCGAAGGGGAGAUGCUCUGGCUGGACGUCGCGCACCGCCCCGGGCAGGCACCCUGCGUGCGACUCAUGGGACGGUACCUGCUGCCCCCCUGCAAGCAGCGCUGGCACACCUGCGCUGCCUUCCUGCCCCAGGGAGAGCUCCUGGUCUGCGGUGACCGCCGGGGCUCCCUCCUCCUCUUCUCUUGCAGCAGCUCCUCGAGGCGGGCUGCAGAAAGCACCGGCAUUGCUAAUGGUGUCACCGACUCAGUCAGUGAGGACUCUAGCAGCGAGUUGGAGCUGUCUUGCUUGUCACACAAAGGGGUCCUUCCUCUUGAGUCCCCGUUGUCCGUGCUCUUUGGGCUCCACGGGAAGACAGGGGUUACCUCGGUGACCUGCCACAAGGGCUACAUUUACAGCACUGGCCGUGAUGGUGUCUACCGCCAGCUCCACCUGCAGGACCAGCAGCUGGAGGUUCUGCGGAAGCACAGGCCCUGCAAAGGGCUGCAGUGGAUCGAGGAGCUGCGCUUCACCCCAGACGGGGACCUGCUCGUGCUGGGCUUUCACGCUGACAACUUUGUGGUGUGGAGCAGCAGGACUAGCGAGAACCUCCACUGCAUCCCCUGUGGGGGUGGGCACCGCUCCUGGAGCUACUGCAGCAGCCCCUGGGCUGAGGUCUUUGCCUUCAUCAGGUCUGGGGAUGUGAUGCUGUACUGCUGUGAGGCUGAGCCCUGCGAGCAGCAGGUGCUGCUGGCAUCCCUGCACGGGCGGGAGAUCACCUGUGUACGGCGUCUGGGGGCCAUGGAGUUGCCUGGCCAUGCUGCCCUUAACGUGCUGGUCACUGGCAGCGAGGACACCACAGCCUGUGUCCUGGCACUCAGUGAGCGCUCUCGGGCAGCCGUGCCCCUCGCUCGCCUCAGUGACCACAUUUCCAGUGUGAGGACACUGGCACUGGCCAGCCCCACGGGACCUGGAGACAAGGGCUUUGGUGAGAAGGGCUUGUCUGCCCUGCUCUUCUCUGCGGGUGGCCGGGCGCAGAUCGAGUGCUACCGGCUGCUGUGUGCUGGGGACCCAGAGAGUGCUGUGGAGAGCCUGGAGAGCGCUGUGGCCUGCCAGGUCAUCCAUGUGGCCUCCCACCGGCUGGAUGAGCACUGGGAGCGGAAGAAGAACAGGCACAAGCUUGUCAAGAUGGACCCGGAGACGAGGUACAUGUGCCUCUCUGUUGUACCUGGCACCAGCACCAAGCAGCUGCUGACACCCUGGAAGUUCCUGGCUGCUGCCUGCAGCGAUGGAUCAGUCCGGGUCUUUGGGCUGCUGGAGGCUGCUCGGAAUUUGGUGCUGGUGGCAGAGUCAUUUCACCACCAGCGCUGUGUGCUGAAGGUGGAGGCGUUUCUGCACACAGGGACAGGAGGGGAGAGGAGGCACCUCCUGUGCAGUGCAGCCACUGACGGCAGCAUCGCCUUCUGGGACAUCACCAACCCCAUCACAGACGCGACAGAUGCCCUGCACCGAGCAGAGGGGGAGAUGCAGCCCCUGGCCCUGGGUACCCCGCUGCUCACCGUCAUGGCCCACAGCUGCGGUGUGAACAGCCUCCACGUCAGCAAGGUGACAGAGGGACAGUACUUGGUGGCCAGCGGCAGUGAUGAUGGCUCCAUCCACAUCUGCCUGCUGGAGGUGGCCCUUGGCAGCAGCGAGGCCGCAGCAGGGACCUGCCUGCAGAUCCUGGAGCGGGUGUCCAGGCCCUGUGCCCAUGCUGCCCACGUCACGGGUAUCCGGGUGCUGCGGCCGGACCUGCUGCUCUCGGCCUCAGUGGAUCAGCGCCUGACACUGUGGCACCGGGGCCUGGGGGGGCUGGUCCCCCUCAGCACCACCUUCUUCCAUGUGCCUGACCUGGCUGAGCUGGACUGCUGGGAGGUGGCGGAGGCCGGGGGGGAGCUGCGGUACUACUGUGUGCUCUGUGGGCAGGGCCUGGAGAUGCUGUGCGGCACAGCCCCCUCCGAGCCCUCACAACUAGAGGCUCCCCAGGAAUGGGGCAGGUGUGCAACACAUCCCAGUCCCUGCCUGUCUUGGGAGGGCACUCUGCACUUGGGCUCUGCCCAUCACUGCAGUCCUUGCCCCCAGCCUGCACACUGAUGUGUCCCCUCCUGAAGGGAUGGGCAUGUUUGGCUCCUUCAGGGGCAGCACAGCUGCAUCUGGGGUGCUCAAGGCCAGUGGUCUCGGGGGAGAAGGCAGAUGUGACCCCUCUUGGAGGGGCCUGUGACUCCCCAGGAAAUAAAGAACUGGGGUUGUCAGCUCCCCCUGCCCGGGAGAACCUCCUCCCUAGGGUGUGAGGGACCCAUGUCCAGGCUUUCCAGCCCUGGUCUCAGAGAGGAACCUGCUGAGGAGUGUGCUUACAGCCCUGCCAAGCACUGGGAGCUUGAGGGCAGCAGGAGGCCAAGAAGGGUCAGGCACUGGUGAGCUGCAGCCUGGUGUGCCAGCCCUGACCCUGCAGUGCUGAGGAUGGUGCUGAAAUGCACAGGGACACUGAUCCUCUGCUGUAGCACCCUGUAGGGUGCCCACACAUGCCCCCCCACCUUCAGAGCAGCCUUUCAGCACUGUGUCAGGCCAAGUAGGUCGUUCCUGUGCAGCAGCAGGACCCAGGACAGUUGGAGCAAGGGAAGAACAAACAGCUCUGAGGUCAAACAAAUGCAGUGUUUGUCCAGCAACAAGUGUAUUGGACCCCAGUACUGGGGCUUGGGCCAGGUCCGGACAGGAGCCUGGAGCCUCAGGAGCUCCCUGCCAGCACGGAGCAACCUUCAAUAAACAGCUUUGAGGGAA
Molecule: messenger RNA, 2994 nt
Organism: Corapipo altera (White-ruffed manakin)
Lineage: Eukaryota; Metazoa; Chordata; Aves; Passeriformes; Pipridae
Gene: WDR6
Product: WD repeat domain 6
Exons: 5
Biological process (GO): tRNA methylation
Cellular component (GO): cytoplasm
Molecular function (GO): protein binding
Source: RefSeq, a predicted model, not a curated record